Aspergillus brunneoviolaceus CBS 621.78 is the source of this 2592-nucleotide messenger RNA. RefSeq lists its product as uncharacterized. NCBI's taxonomy places the organism in Eukaryota, Fungi, Ascomycota, Eurotiomycetes, Eurotiales, Aspergillaceae. The record is from RefSeq and is a predicted model, not a curated record. Bases 219 to 2363 code for a protein of 714 amino acids. The transcript has 3 exons.
CGCCAGCCCAGCUCUGCUCUGGAACUCUGCUCUGAAACUAUCGCGCCAUUUAUUUAUUGCUAUCGCAUCCCGACAACAGACGCGUCUUGGACGCCUCAUUUUAAUCGACAUCAUAGUGGUAUAUCUUCUACCCCGUUAUCCAUCGGCGUAUCGCUCCUUCUACCCGCGCCUUGACGUCAAAACACGCCGCACAUUCCAACUCGGUCCCGACCAUCACGAUGGAGGACUUUGUCUGUCCGUCCGUCACAUUCCAGCCGUUAUGCCCCCCACAUCUGAACCUUCCUCAGAACACCAAGUUCGGAUUCACCCCAACGAAAACCCUCACCCGAUCAGCUCCGCACGCUUGGGACCGCAAGCCAUCCACGUCGUUUCGCGCACGCGGCCGGUCGCGCAAAGUCUGGAAGCGCUUUCGCUCCUCGUUCAACAGCAUGAAAGCGCUGCAGCAGAUCACCGCGGGCGAGCGGCACGCGAUUGAUGAGGAGCUACAGCUCGAGAUCAACAGCACGAGGAAUCCGGGUCUCGUCCGCGGAGUCAAGCGGAGAUGCUUCGCGCUGGACCCGGAUGACCUUGCCAGCGGAAACUCACGAGGAAGGUCAUUCUUGGAAACACAGUGGGAGUCUGAUUCAAAAGGGCGGCGACGCAAGCUGCCACUUAUUUACAGCGAGUUUGUGGACCUUCCCGAUGAACCGAUGGCGACGGACAGUCUUCUUCAGCCACAUGACAAUAUCGAGGGUACCGGCGACGAGCGAGACGCGUCCACGUCGAUGCACGAGAACCUUGUUAUCAGCGAGCCGGACGAAUUAGCGACGGCUGACCUCCCGGAGACCCCUACGAAAUUGGUGCCCGGUGCGCCCUACCCCCGCACGCUACCUGGCGAUUCGGACGGUUUGUCCCCUGGUUUGGACGGGGACAUGACAAGCAUAAAAGGACACGAGAUCAGUCAUGCUUCGCCAUAUACUGUGUUUAGUCCGGUUGUCGGAGGGUCACAUACUGAUUCGCCUACUACAAAUACUGCGGAGGAGGACAGUGAUGAUGACGGUGAUGCCGCUGCUACGAUCAAGGAGGUUCUGCUGAGCGCGACGAAGCUGGAUUCGAAUCCGAAGACCCCUGCUGUCGUUCCUGACAUCACCGUCGAGCAGGAAUCGACUAUUGUGCGGUCGGCUUUGCGCAGCUCGUUGGGCGGAGAAGACGCCGAACUACUGAGCAACUUCCUCUCUAAGGCCCAGGCGAAGCGUGACGCCAAGGCUGCUGCUGCUGCCGCUGAGACCGGCUGCUUAACCAAAGCUGUUGCUGAGGCCGAAGCUACUGAGGCCGCAGAGAUGGCCGCAAAUAAGGCCCCGCUGGUCGAAAAGGAGGAUGAAGCCAAGAUGAUGCAGGAAACGUCACCGGUUGAGAUGCCAACCCCGCCGUCGCGGCGCGCGCUGGAGGACCUCGACGCCAACUCGCCCUCGCCGCAAAAACCACAGCAAGUAUCUCCGACCAAGUCGCUCGAGAACGAGAACCAAGAGGCCGAAAGCCCGCGUCGUAGCACACGCCCGCGUGCCCCGCCAGUACGCCCCUCUACCGUGGCGGCUGCAGUGCGCAGCACCUUCGCUCUCCGCCGUGCCAAGGGCAACGAGUUUGUGUUUCUCCAGCGGACCGAGGCCCAAGAGCUCGCUCUGGCCACGAAACGCAACACGCGGUUCAACAAGGGCAGCUCCACCAUGCCGAAGCAAACACUGCAUGUUCUUCAAAUUCACAAAAGCUACACCACUCCGAUCGGUGACGACAAAGCCAGCCCUGCUCCGGUGGCUCGAGAAAGUGCAAAGGCCAAGAAGCAUGUGUCUUGGAACAACAACCGACUCGUGGAGUUCGAAGGUGAAGACGCCAAUGCGACCGGUCACAAAAAUGACGUCGCUGGUGUGGGCCGUGGGGUAACGCAUCAGCGCAGCACGGACAAACCCUCCGAUGUGAAAAGAAAGGCAGCCAGUGGCCGCACGACUCGGUCGCAGACGGGGCAGAAGACUGGUGGUGAGACGGUCCCCGACGCAGCGACUACUGCACCCGCUACUGCAACGCCGCGGGCGCGGCGCGUGCGCGGAGCGUCCGGGCCCGAAACCACGGCUGUUGCUGCUCCCACCUCUUCUCCUACCUCGUCGUCUGCAUCUUCCGGCAAUGAUAGUCCCCUCGGUCAACGCAAGAAGUUGAUCCCCAAAUCCCCCAGGAAGACGAUCGAGACCCCGUCCAAGGGGAGCAGUGCCACCGCCAGCAUGACAAGCAGCAGCAGCAAGACAUCACUCCGCAGCAGUAGCACGAAGACGAGUCUGCUUAAGGUCAAUGCGGGAUCGACGCCGGUUGCCAGACGGAUUCGCUCACGUUCGUGAGGUCGUGGUUGGGGGAGGAGGUCGUGUGUGAUUGUUCGAUUAUUUCUACAUACUAGCAUGGAUGGCGUGGGUUUUCUUACUGGAUGCAUAGGAUAGGCGUUUGGGCUGUUAUCUCGCUUAUUCGGGUACUCGAAUAUUACAUACUGCUAAUAUCUUCGGUUUGAGUGCCUGUGUUGAGUUUGUAUCGUCUAUACUGUGCGGAUGUAUUCCUACCUAAAGCCAUCGGUGU